Messenger RNA from Rotaria sp. Silwood1, 381 nucleotides. Lineage: Eukaryota; Metazoa; Rotifera; Eurotatoria; Philodinida; Philodinidae. The record is from the annotation of a GenBank genome assembly.
AUGCGACCUGAUACAUAUGAAGUACCUUUUCCAAUGUUACUAAAUCGUGCUUUUGAAAUUUUACUUGGAUUUCGAAAUACUCGUACAUAUAAUGGUAUUCAAAUAAAAAAUUUACAACGUAUAUUAGUUAUUAAAUGUCUAAAUACAUGUGAUUCAGAGGAAUGGACACAACAUUUAUUAAAUUUAACUAAUCAAGCAAAAGAUUUUAUAAAAAUAAUGUUAAUAAAACCAACAGAUGAUGAAACAUUUCGACUUGAUAAUAUAUUAGGAAAAAUAGCUGAUGAAGAUGUUCGCGUAUAUGUAGUGGUUUUUAAAGAAGUUUCAUUUGCUAUAGAUUUAAAUAGUUUAUAUACAAAACGAAUAUUAAUUGGUAAAAGUUAA